GGCAGCACUGGUCACGUGAUGAAGGAGCUCGGCAAAGCAGCUAUAUGUACCGGCUGCUUGCUGCUUGCUGCCUGCUUCGCCCUCGAAGACUGAAGGAAGACAGCAGCAAUGUGCUCCAGCGUCCAGCCCACCGAGUGGACCAAUGACCUCAAAGAUCAGAAUUUUGAUGGCAUCGUCUUAGUCACCCAGAGCCAUGACACUCUGCCUGCUGAGCUGGAAUUCCUGAAAGCCCCACUGCAGGAUUACAGUUCUGUGGACAGCGGUUUGGGCGAUGAGGUGGUUCUGAUCAAGGUUCCCAGUCUUCCUGGUGACCGUUUGAUAUUUGCCUCCACCGGCCCUGUGAACCGCGACUAUGAUGAUGUCAGACGCUUCAGUGACGCAGCUGUCAAAGGCAUCAAACGGGCCUUGAAAGCUGGCAUGCAGCGCCCCCUGCUGGUUUGCCCUCCACACAAGGACUAUAAGAACAGCCCCUUGGUGGCUGCACUUGGUGCGCUUCAUGCUCUCUACAUGCCCCUUGAAGUGCGAGAGGCAAAUGACAAAACCUCGGACCACAAGGUGUGUGUCCUAGGGCUGUGGGCGGCCCAGGAGGCCGAAGGAAGGAGGCUGGUGGACCUGGCUAAUGCUCUGGAGAGCGGCAGAGUGGCAUACCGCGACAUCGGCGGCUCAGACCCUGAGCGCAUGGCAGCACCUCGUGUGGCUGAAUACGUUCAGGAGAUGUUUAAGAACAGUCCUGUGCAGGUGGAGGUGUUGAGCGACGUGAGGAUUCUGGAGAAGGAGUAUCCAUGUCUGGCUGCAGUGAACCGCUGCGCAAACUGUGUGCCUCGUCAUCAGGCCAGAGUAAUCAAACUACAGUACUCUGGAGCGGGACCGAUCCAGAAGACACUCAUGUUGGUUGGAAAGGGAAUUACCUAUGACACAGGAGGAGCAGACAUCAAGGCUGGAGGCUUCAUGGCUGGGAUGCACAGGGAUAAAUGUGGAGCAGCUGCUGUCGCUGGAUUCUUCCAGAUUUUGGCCCAUCUGAAGCCAGAGCAUCUGAAAGUGGUGGGUGCGAUGACCAUGGUGAGAAACAGCGUUGGUGCAGACUGCUAUGUGGCAGAUGAGCUGGUCGUCUCCCGAGCAGGUCGCAGAGUCCGGGUGGGAAACACGGAUGCUGAAGGCCGUAUGGUGAUGGUUGACCUGCUCUGUGAAAUGAAGGAGAAGGCGGCGCAGGAGGUUUCCCCGCAGCUCUUUACGAUUGCAACUCUGACUGGUCAUGCCAUCAGAGCCAUGGGACCAAACUACUCAAUCAUCAUGGACAACGGACCAGCCCAGCGUGGUGGGAACGCCGCUCAGUGGCAGAAAGCUGGAGAGGUGUUGGGAGAUGUGUUUGAGAUAUCCAGCAUCAGGCGGGAGGACUACGAGUUCCACAAAGGACCAUCCGAGUACGAAGACAUCCUGCAGUGCAACAAUCUUCCAUCCUCAGCGACUCCCCGAGGACAUCAGACCCCUGCAGCUUUCCUCAUCAUGACCUCAGGCCUUGACAAGCAUGGAGUGGAUUCAGAUGCACCUCUGCCCUACUCCCAUAUCGACAUCGCUGGCUCGAGUGGUCCUUUCCCCGGAGUCCCAACUGGAGCACCCAUUGUCGCCAUGGCAACCAACUACAUCCUUCAAAAUAGUCUUUAAAAGUACUAAAAUGUGUUGCGUUUCUGCUCUUUCUCCUUAUCUAGUUUUAUUUCUUAAAAGCUCAGGUUCAUUUUUCUGCGACUGCUUAAUCUUCUUCCUGUUUUAAUAGUUGGUGGAAGAAUCAUAUAAGGUGGCCUGAGCAGGAAAUCUCUGCUUCUAUGCAGUCAUCGAUGAGGCUGUAAAGAAACAAAGUUCUGCUCAUUAUUCAAUAAAAAAAGGGUUUUUGGUCAUGGUGA
This is a messenger RNA of Cyprinodon variegatus (sheepshead minnow), 1898 nucleotides long. RefSeq names its product putative aminopeptidase W07G4.4. The transcript is spliced from 16 exons. The record is from RefSeq and is a predicted model, not a curated record. Bases 109 to 1662 code for a protein of 517 amino acids. Lineage: Eukaryota; Metazoa; Chordata; Actinopteri; Cyprinodontiformes; Cyprinodontidae. Gene Ontology annotation, cellular component: cytoplasm. Gene Ontology annotation, biological process: proteolysis. Gene Ontology annotation, molecular function: metalloaminopeptidase activity; manganese ion binding.